Molecule: messenger RNA, 2088 nt
Organism: Aspergillus homomorphus CBS 101889
Lineage: Eukaryota; Fungi; Ascomycota; Eurotiomycetes; Eurotiales; Aspergillaceae
Product: bZIP transcription factor
Exons: 2
Coding region: 187-1830 (547 amino acids)
Biological process (GO): regulation of DNA-templated transcription
Molecular function (GO): DNA-binding transcription factor activity
Source: RefSeq, a predicted model, not a curated record
GUCCCAUUCUUCCCUCCUGCCUCUCCCCGCCAGUCAAGUCUUAUUCAAUGUCACCUGGUUCCAUCCCAGGGUGAAACAUUCAUCGUGUUUUCCGAGAAAUUCUUUCUCCUGGAACCCAUCUAAGCCCGCGCCCUGGCCGCGUUGAAUGGCCGGGUUGGUCCUAUAGCUCAGCCCGCGAAUGAGGCCAUGGCCACCCGCCUACCGCCUCUCAACCAUGUGGCUUGUUCGCCAGCCCUCGAGGAAACAUCGCCGUCCUCGACGUCCUCGCUGGUGCCCGGACAGCCAGUCACUUCUAUUGCUGCAUUUUCCGACUCCAACUCAGUGGUGAAGGUGGAGGACUCCCCCACUCCUUCCGCAUUGGCCUCCGCGGAUGCAGAAACUCCCGCGCCUGAUAAUGGAGGCGCUGCGACAGCGGUUGCGGGCCGGAAACGCAAGCUGAACAGUAAUUCCGCCCGGGGUGUCGCUAAUCUUACCCCGGAACAACUAGCUAAGAAGCGGGCCAAUGACCGCCAGGCACAGCGGGCAAUUCGUGAGCGCACGAAGGCUCAUAUCGACUUGCUGGAGCAGCAGGUCCGCGAUCUUUCGUCGCAGAAGCCGUACCUGGACCUUCAGGCUGCUUUGAAGCAGAAUGAAGCCGUUCAAGUGGAGAAUAGAGAACUAAAGAAGGGGCUGAAAGCGGUCCUGGAGAUCAUACAACCCCUUUUAGGAGAUCAGGCAAAGUCCGACCUUACAGCGUCGGCAGCCGCUUCUUCGAGCGCCAAACCCAUGCCUUCGAUAUCUGUGACAUCGUGUUUUCCGGACAGCGCCCAUUUCUCAUCUAAUACCCAGCCUUCGGCCACAACCGAUUCAUAUACCCAACCAGCGAGCACGUCGAAACCCACCUCUACCCACCCUACGUUCUCGUCCACGGCACCACGACGAGAUGUUACGGCCGCUGGCCCGGCUUCCUUUCGUAUCGCGUUCGAUUACCAGCGACAUAAUCUAGCCCAUGGUCUUGACUUUGGUGGAACGGAUGAGCGGAUGGGGUUCAACUUCCUGCUCGAUACUUCGCAACAGGUGCCCAAGGUGGAAGGUUUCCGUCGUUGCUCGGAGGCCUCCAAACCACCUCCUUCCAACACAAGCUCGACUUACCCAGCACCUUUGCCUGCGGGUGCGACGACGGAACAGUCUCAAUCUUUACCUGCGUACUUGACACCGAUCCGGAAUAUUGCCCCGACUUGUACACUGGACGCUAUUCUCAUGGAUUUCCUGCAUCAUCGACAGCAGGAAGCAGCGAAGGGUGUACCGAAACAAAAUCUUGUUGGGCCGUCGUAUCCCAGCGUAUCGUCACUGCUAAAUCCUGAAAGGAGCGUUUACUCUCAUCCUUUAUCAAAAGUGUUUACCGACAUUCUGCGCACAUUCCCGGAUAUUGCGGGAUUGCCGGAGCAAGUUUGUGUUCUCCUUCUUAUGUUUCUCUUAAUGCGCUGGCAGAUAUAUCCCACACCAGAGAAUUACGAGCGGCUGCCUGAGUGGUUGACUCCUCGCCCGUCUCAGCUGCUCACUCCGCAUCCGGCCUGGAUUGACUAUUUACCUUGGCCGCGUAUGCGAGAUCGCUUGGUGAUGACAUAUCAAGACUAUCCGUUUGAAAAUUGGUUUAUACCGUUCACACGGACUCUGUCAGUCAACUGGCCAUAUGAGGCAACGGAUUGUCUUUUGUCCACCGGCGACGGUGACGACGUGAUCAUCAAUCCUGUCUUUGAAAGACAUUUCCGAAAUAUUAGCAAUUGGUCUCUUGGACCCGCGUUCGCGGAGGCAUACCCCUCGCUCGUCGAUACCGCUAAGAUCAAGUGAAAGCCAUAUAUAGCGAUGCCUGGCCGCAGUAAAGUUUAUCUAAUAAAUAGAAUUACCGGGAUUAACAAAGGUGUUGUCUAUUACAUCCCGGACCUUGGUCAUGCGUAUCGUUCUGGUUGCUUUUGGAUGCAUGCAAUGUGCGAAUUGGCCAUCUUGAGCAGUUGAUGCUUUCAUAAGUAGGUCCAACUAUUCUGCCGGGAUCAUCACGACUCUACUACUGAGUUCAGGCAGGGCUUGAUGUGGUGAGGGCUGGGCUCC